AUGCACAAAGCCAGGAGCGUCCAGAUGGGUCGGAGAGGCGGAGGCCCGAGCCCAUGGGAAGUCUGGGCCGGUGGCCCACUGUUACAGGCGCUCUGGGGUGGCGUUCCAGGGCACAGGCAGAAAAUGGAAGACCAACCAAAGGCCUUCCCUGAUCGAUUCGGUGAGCUGCGGACGCGAGUGAUGCCGACGACUCCCAGUCCCCGGGGCUCCCUGGUCACCUCCACUCACUUCAGCACUCAGGUUACCGCACAAGGCACGUCGGACUUGAGCUCCUUCUCGGACCCUCGCCAGUUUGACCGCUCUUUCUCCAGCCUCCCGGGCCUCCCCGAGCCCCGCUUCUCGGACCCCAGGAUGCACUACCCGGGGGCCAUGCCGGCCGCCUUCUCGUACACGGCCAACCCCUCCCCCACGGGCAUCGGCGGGCUCAGCAUGACGGGCAUGCCGGCGGCCACGCGCUUCCACCACACGUACCUCCCGCCCCCCUACCCCGGCUCCACGCAGAACCAGAGCGGGCCCUUCCAGGCCAACCCCUCCCCCUACCACCUGUACUACGGCACCUCGUCCGGCUCCUACCAGUUCUCCAUGGUGGCCGGCGGCGAGCGCUCGCCCACCCGCAUGCUCUCCUCCUGCACCAGCGCCGCGGCGGGCAACAACCUCAUGAACCCCAGCCUGGCCAGCCAGAGCGACGGCGUCGAGGCCGACGGCAGCCACAGCAACUCCCCAACGGCCAUGACCACCCCGGGGAGGAUGGACGAGUCCGUGUGGAGGCCGUACUGA
Messenger RNA from Gracilinanus agilis (Agile Gracile Mouse Opossum), 777 nucleotides. RefSeq names its product RUNX family transcription factor 3 (gene RUNX3). The coding region runs from base 1 to 777 and encodes 258 amino acids. Gene Ontology annotation, biological process: neuron differentiation; regulation of transcription by RNA polymerase II; hemopoiesis. The record is from RefSeq and is a predicted model, not a curated record. Gene Ontology annotation, cellular component: nucleus. The transcript has 3 exons. NCBI's taxonomy places the organism in Eukaryota, Metazoa, Chordata, Mammalia, Didelphimorphia, Didelphidae. Gene Ontology annotation, molecular function: RNA polymerase II cis-regulatory region sequence-specific DNA binding; ATP binding; DNA-binding transcription factor activity, RNA polymerase II-specific.